Sesamum indicum (sesame) is the source of this 2584-nucleotide messenger RNA. Its product is annotated as Galactose oxidase/kelch repeat superfamily protein. Gene Ontology annotation, molecular function: protein binding. The record is from RefSeq and is a predicted model, not a curated record. Lineage: Eukaryota; Viridiplantae; Streptophyta; Magnoliopsida; Lamiales; Pedaliaceae.
CAAAACACACAAAAAACCCAUGAAACAACACAGCCGGUACGGCACCGUUCCGCGGAGUAAAGAAGAGGUUUCCACUUCUCAAUUACAGUAGAGCUUCAGUCGCCAACAAAGAGUCGGGAACUAAGAAACAGCAAACAGCGGUAGCGGCAGCGGUGGAAAAGCAGAGAACAAAGAAAAGAUGGGAAAGAAAACAAAGAAGCCCGGCAAAGGAAAAGAGAAAACGGAAAAGAAAACUGCAAAAGCUGAGCAAAAAAGGGCUCGCAGAGAGUCCAAGAAACUCUCCCCCGAAGACGAUAUCGAUGCUAUUCUGUCGAGUAUACAGAAAGAGGAAGCUAAAAAGAAGGAAGUUCACAUCGAAGAUAAUGUCCCUUCCCCAUCUCCUAGAUCGAAUUGUUCGCUAACAAUUAAUCCGUUGAAAGAGACGGAACUAAUUCUCUAUGGAGGUGAGUUUUACAAUGGGAACAAGACAUUUGUAUAUGGUGAUUUAUAUCGGUAUGAAGUGGAAAAGCAAGAAUGGAAAUUGAUUUCAAGCCCCAACAGCCCGCCUCCCCGAAGUGCCCAUCAGGCGGUUGCAUGGAAGAAUUAUCUCUAUAUUUAUGGGGGUGAAUUCACAUCUCCCAAUCAAGAGCGUUUUCACCACUACAAGGACUUCUGGAUGCUGGAUUUGAAAACAAACCAGUGGGAGCAACUGAAUUAUAAAGGUUGUCCUAGUCCACGAUCAGGUCAUCGAAUGGUCUUGUACAAGCACAAAAUCAUAAUUUUUGGAGGCUUCUAUGACACUCUUAGAGAAGUGAGGUAUUUCAAUGACUUGCAUGUAUUCGACCUGGAUCAGUUUAAGUGGCAAGAGAUAAAACCUAGACCUGGAUGCUUGUGGCCAAGUCCUCGAAGUGGUUUCCAAUUUUGUGUUUACCAAGAUGACAUUUAUUUAUAUGGAGGUUAUUCAAAGGAGAUUUCAUCUUCAGACAAAAAAGUUUCUGAGAGAGGAAUUGUUCACUCAGACAUGUGGUGCCUUGAUCCUAGAACUUGGGAGUGGAAUAAGGUGAAGAAAAGUGGGCUGCCACCUGGACCUCGUGCUGGUUUCUCUAUGUGCGUCCAUAAGAAGAGGGCCUUGCUCUUUGGGGGAGUGGUGGAUAUGGAAAUGGAAGGUGACUUGAUGAUGAGCUUAUUCUUGAAUGAAAUUUAUGGCUUCCAAUUAGACAAUCAUCGCUGGUAUCCAUUGGAGCUGCGAAAGGAGAAGGCAACAAAAGAUAAGUUAAAAAAAGAUUCUGCUGAGAUGCUCAAUGAUACGGAUCUCGAGAGCAAGACGAGGGUGGCAGAAAGGCAAGAUAUUGUAUCAUCUGAUGAGGAUGAAAAUUCUGAUAGUGAUGAUGCUGGCAUGGAGAGUGACAUAAAGAAUGUAUCUGUUAAUUUGGAUAGAAAUUUAGUGGUUAGUCAUAGUGAGAAAGCUUCUGGACCUAACAAGAGAUUCUCCGUGCAGAACUCUGUUAUACCAGAGAUAGUGAAACCUUGUGGUCGAAUCAAUUCUUGUAUGGUUGUUGGAAAAGAUACGUUAUAUAUUUAUGGGGGCAUGAUGGAAGUUAAAGAUCGAGAAAUUACACUUGAUGAUCUGUAUGCACUUAAUCUUAGCAAACUGGAUGAGUGGAAGUGCAUCAUUCCGGCAUCUGAAUCAGAAUGGAUUGAAGCCUCGGAUAACGAAGAUGAAGAUGAAGAUGAAGAUGAAGAUGAAGACGAAGAUGAUAGUGAACAUGAAGAGUCUGGCAGUGGAGAUGACAGUGAAGAGUCGGGUGAUGAAGAUGACGACACGGAGGCUACCAAUGGUGCUGCUACAUCGCUUAAAAUGGGGGAUGCUGUUGCUAUAAUAAAGGGAGAAGGAAAAAGCCUUCGGAGGAAAGAGAAACGAGUCAGGAUUGAGCAGAUUAGGGCCAGCUUGGGUCUUUCUGAUUCGCAGAGAACGCCGAUGCCUGGAGAAUCUCUGAAGGACUUCUACAAGCGUACAAAUAUGUACUGGCAAAUGGCUGCAUAUGAACAUACACAACACACUGGAAAGGAACUCCGGAAAGAUGGAUUUGAUCUUGCCAAAGCUAGGUACAAGGAACUCAAGCCAAUACUCGAUGAGUUGGCUAUCUUAGAGGCGGAACAAAAGGCAGAAGAGGAGGAAGCAGCGGAGACUAGCAGCUCCAGAAAGAAGGGCAACAAGAAGGGCAAAGUCUCAGCAGCCAAAUGAUGUGAAUUGUUUGCCUCACAACCAAGGUGGGGAUCGAGUAUUGUGCUUUUUCGUCUUGAUUUUUUUUCUGGGUUUAUGCGUCUCUAUGCUUACCGAAGAUUUUGACUAUGGUUUUUUUAGUAUGCUUGUCUAUGUUCGGGGUUAGGUAUGUUGACGAUUAUUUGAAGUUGAGAAAGUUCAUUGGCAGUGACAGCCCUUGAGAAAACUGAGUUCUUGUUUGGUUUUGUUUUCAUUCUCGAUUUUCAAUUUUGAAUAAUUUUAGGUGCGAAUUUGUUCUUGUAUUGUGUUUGGAUGUGUGGAAGAUGUUUGUACGAAAAGACGUUAUGUAAUGAAAGUGGUCUUGGUUGGUAAUUUUUGGGA